Molecule: messenger RNA, 282 nt
Organism: Chondrus crispus (carragheen)
Lineage: Eukaryota; Rhodophyta; Florideophyceae; Gigartinales; Gigartinaceae
Exons: 1
Coding region: 1-282 (93 amino acids)
Source: RefSeq, a predicted model, not a curated record
AUGUGGAUACCGAGAAAUACAGUACGGUGUCGCAUGAUAAGUCUAGCGUUUUUGCGUAAUUCCCCCUUCGUAUGUCAGACGCGGUGUCAAACAACCCCCCACUUUCCUUACAUAUUCCACGUCUGCGUUCGCGUUUCACUUCCUCAUUCCUGUCUCGACACGUUCCCAUACCUUCCUAUUCUUCCUGUUUUCUCGCCGACCUGCUCCCCGAAGCCACCACUCAUUUCGAACAACAUCCUCUCCUCUGUCAUCGUCCUGCCUUCUUCAAUCGCUCCUUUUUGA